AUGGAUUUACUAGACUCUAUUCUAAAUUCUAUGCAAAAACCGCCUGCUGCCAGUGAAGCUCAAAAAAAUGCUCUCAAAAGACAAAAGGAAGCAAUGGAGCGUAAAAAAAAAGAAGAAAUCCAUAUGUUAAACAAGUUUAGGAAACGAGUUGAAGAGAAAAUAAGUAACUUCGUAAGAGAUGGUACAAAACCUUAUUUACAAUUUGAGCCUAUGGAACAUGCUUAUCGGUCGAUAAUUCGCGAUGUGGGUGAGGCAGCUGGCGUACAAAUAUACUCGUUUGGACAAGAAGGCAUAGACAGAUACUCAGUGGUUUACGCCAAAGAUAGGGGGCCAUCAGAGGAUGAGCUUACAGUUAGACGGGCUGGAGGAAUUUGGAACGAGGAUAAAGCAGCCGAGAUGGCUCUGAGGAAUAUAGAAAUGCAAAAGCAAGCCGCCUUGGAGAAUGAAGAAGAAAAGAAUAGAAAACGAAAGCAUGGCAAGGAAGAAUUGAGUGGGACAUUUUAUAAGCAAAAAUAUGCACACCUUAUUGGUGAAGAAGCAGCUUUAGGUGCAGCACAAAAAACAAAUGUUAAUAAAAGCUAUGGUGAAGUACCUAGUGAAAAUAAAAAAGACCAACGAUCUAUUGAACAAACAAUGGCAGAUAUCAGGGCAAAGAAAAUGAGGAAGGCUGAAGUAGAUAAAGAUAUAGAAAAUAAUUCCGAAACUUAA
Molecule: messenger RNA, 708 nt
Organism: Parnassius mnemosyne (clouded apollo)
Lineage: Eukaryota; Metazoa; Arthropoda; Insecta; Lepidoptera; Papilionidae
Source: the annotation of a GenBank genome assembly